ACCAUCAGUGGUGCAUGGUGUGUGCGCGUUCGAUGGCGUAAGCAGCCGCAUUUUGAAGGUACGCGAGGCGCGCUUUGCGCUUCAUCGUCGGAAUAAGCCGCGCAGUAAGGUGGAAACCGCCUACAGUAGAUGCUGUUCAGAGCUGUCUUUGGAGUAUUCCUAACGUGUUGCUUUACUACGUUUGCCAUGGCUUGGAGGUCACACGGCAAAAACAACCUCGAUUUGGUGCGCAACUUGAAGCGCAAUGGAAUCAUCAGGAGCCAGAAGGUUGAAGACGUGAUGAGUAGCGUUGACAGAGGAAAUUACUGCCCCCACAACCCCUACAUGGAUUCACCGCAGGGAAUCGGAUACGCCGUCACAAUCAGCGCACCACACAUGCACGCCCAAGCCCUAGAGUCUCUCAAGGAUCACCUGAAGGAAGGAGCAAGGGCCCUGGAUGUUGGCUCAGGGAGUGGCUACCUCACAGCUUGCAUGGGGCUCAUGGUUGGCGAGACUGGCUUGGCUGUGGGCAUUGACCACAUUCCGGAACUGGUCAAUGAGUCCAUUGCCAACAUUGAACGCGACCAACCAGAACUGCUUAAAUCCAAGCGGGUCAAGUUGCUCGUGGGAGACGGUCGCGAAGGAUAUCCCGAGCACGCUCCAUAUGAUGCAAUCCAUGUGGGAGCGGCAGCUCCGGACAUGCCAAAAAAGCUGGUGGAACAGCUCAAGCCUGGUGGACGUCUCAUCUGCCCCGUUGGACCAGCCGGUGCGAGCCAGACGCUGGAGCAGGUGGACAAGCUGGAGGAUGGCACCGUGCGGCGCACCUCCCUCAUGGGCGUCGUCUACGUGCCGCUGACGGACAAGGAGUCCCAGUGGCCUGGAAGGUGGUCUCACGCAAUCGACCGAGUGCUCAUCGCCUAUCAGCCAGAACAGCGAGGGCUUCGCGAACUCCUUCACAGCGCGAAGACAGCGACAGUACAACACGCGAGCCCAGUGGCCGCCGUGAUGAAUUAUAAGCGGAAGGCGGCAGCGCGGAAGUGUGGAGAGUCGUCGUCUAGCCACGCAGAGGCCGACGAGACCUAGUCCUUGUUUCUCUUCCUAAGCGACAACCCAAACAGGCAACAAGAACAAGCGGGGAUGAGUUUUCACCCCAAGUCGCUGAAAACGGACGCCUCUCACAGUUGAUUACUUUUCUUUCUUUUUUUGUCCCGCACGUGUGCCAAUUGUUGCAGCCUUAUUUAUGGACUCUACAAUUCCUCACCGGCUUGAUGUUGCAACGCUGGACUUGAAUGGCAAUUCCCCAUGAACUGUUGGUUCAGGUGUGCUGAGAGACUGGGAGAUUUGUGUGGUUGUAGAAGGUGUGCUGGAGACAUGAAGAGGGCCAACGCCAUCAGUUUUGUUCCCACGUUUCCUACAAUAGUGUAGCAUUUGAAACAAGCUUUGGCAAUGUUCUUCAGCAGCAGCUGAGUGUGCCCCACUUCUUUUUGUCAUGUCUUUUUUACUUUCUUUGUGCAAUGAGUGCUAGCCAGGCCCACCUUGUGGCAACACGACAUGCAGCAUUUCAAUAAACCUCAUUUUGAGGGCUUCUUACAGCUGUCCUUUGA
Dermacentor andersoni is the source of this 1583-nucleotide messenger RNA. RefSeq names its product Protein-L-isoaspartate (D-aspartate) O-methyltransferase (gene Pcmt). NCBI's taxonomy places the organism in Eukaryota, Metazoa, Arthropoda, Arachnida, Ixodida, Ixodidae. Gene Ontology annotation, molecular function: protein-L-isoaspartate (D-aspartate) O-methyltransferase activity. Gene Ontology annotation, cellular component: cytoplasm. The record is from RefSeq and is a predicted model, not a curated record. Gene Ontology annotation, biological process: protein modification process.